Messenger RNA from Rhodofomes roseus, 1060 nucleotides. RefSeq lists its product as uncharacterized. Bases 359 to 952 code for a protein of 197 amino acids. The transcript has 5 exons. Lineage: Eukaryota; Fungi; Basidiomycota; Agaricomycetes; Polyporales; Fomitopsidaceae. The record is from RefSeq and is a predicted model, not a curated record.
GCGACUGUUGCGGAAUGACAUUCCAGCCCGCAACCUCCGGUCUGGUAUCCACCGGGGGUUGUUAUAGUGCAGUUGGUUUCACCUCCGAAGAGGCUACUUGUCCCCCGGACCACGUAGAGGGGCAUUGGUCUUCUCCCUGGGCGUGGGUCUCGGUGAGGAGCGCAGACAUCCUCGGUACCGGUGGUCCAGUGGUUCGCGGUGGGCGCUCGCUUGCACUACGAUCAGUCAAAGUGCUGCAUAGAUGCCCUAACGUGAGCUUGGCGAACGUAUAUAGCAUCACCUGCUUUUGCUUGCAGGAGUGUAGGCAAUCCUACUACAUGUACAAGGAACCUGCCUAGUACACAACGAGGAAACGAACAUGGAUGCACCCGUACUGGUCCUGACGCUCGAUCCGGACGAUCCAAUAAACACCACGUUCCUCUCCUCGAGCGGCAAGCUGCUUUACAAAGUGAGCGCGACGCGCACCUCACGGGGCUCCGCCAUCCGGGUGAGCGACGCCUUCAGCGCGAACGUGGCUACGCUUGAGAUGAGCGACUUCGGGCUGAGUUCCUCAAGGGUACGCAUCGGGGAGGGUAAGCCGGUGGCAUAUGGAAAGUGGCUGAGUAGGAGCAUUCUACCGUUCGAACGUGAUGUGACCAUGAAGGAUGAGAGCGGUCGGAAGUACAAGUGGCGGGAAAAUGGCCACCGGAAGAUGCUGCAGCUCUUCACUGCCGAGGACGGCACGCACCCUAUCGCUAGCUUCAGCCAGACACUCAGUGACGACGGUACUAACAGGCUGGUCGCGACCCUCGCGCUGGACGCACGGGCAGAGGAGAUCCGCGACCAAGUUGUCGCAUCGUUCGUGUUCCUAGAGCGCGAGCGCAGGGCGCAAGAAGGCACAAUUGAACGCAGGGCAGCGAGCGAGACGGGCCGGAUGGCGUCGAACUUGUUGUCUAAUGGGACCGCGUACUAGGCGGCAAGAAGAGCCAGGGUGGAACGUCGAACGUCAACGACGAGAGCGUUUCAGAAUGGUUGCGAUGUAUGCGGUCUAAAGAGAUAAUACAUUUACAUCCGCGAACAG